Messenger RNA from Aethina tumida (small hive beetle), 2893 nucleotides. RefSeq names its product hemicentin-2 (gene dpr12). The transcript has 7 exons. Lineage: Eukaryota; Metazoa; Arthropoda; Insecta; Coleoptera; Nitidulidae. Gene Ontology annotation, cellular component: neuron projection membrane. Gene Ontology annotation, biological process: synapse organization. The record is from RefSeq and is a predicted model, not a curated record. Bases 441 to 1334 code for a protein of 297 amino acids.
UGGUGUGCUGAAGGUUGGUCGCGCGUCGGCGCCGCGUUCCACUGGAUUGGGGAAACUCACCAGCUUCAAGAGCGGACGCCGGAGUUGUUCUCUCUCUGCCGAGAUCGACGUACCCCGAUACAUUAUGCAUAAGCAAUCGGACCGACGGAGCGUGAACUGAUAUGCAUAUGCCGCUCUCUCUGCAUUGAAUACCGGAUGCACCGCACUGGGGUGUCGGAUUUUCGUGUUGCCUGCCGGUGGUGGAUGUGACUCGGCGCGAAGAAGUGUUGCGGUGCUGAGUUUCUAUUAAUUUUUUUUGUUUUUGGUUGAUGUUCCUGUUUUGUGAACAAACCAGUGCGUAGAAGUUUCGCUGUGUGAUGCUUUAAAAACAGUGGCAGUUUAACGACUUUGGAAGUUAUGAUUUAAAAAGAAAAAAAAAACAACAAUAGAAAGCCGCCGCCAUGUUGGCCGAAUACUGGCGAUUAGUGAUUCUGCUCGCAGUUCCUCCCAUCCUGUUGACAAUGUCCAUGGAUAUCAAAAAGAGAAAGAUCCAGCAGUACUCGGAAUGGCGACAGCUCUGGCAUCCGAAUUUCGACGACUAUAACAGAGCUGAGGCCAUCGUAGGAGCGGAAAACAACACCAGCACUAAUGUGACAGUGCAGCUGGGUGCAACUGCAUAUCUACACUGCCAUGUACGAAGCAGUGCUGAUAGGGCUCUUGCAGGAGCUGAGCAAGUAUCCUGGAUACGACGAAGAGACUGGCACAUCCUCUCCUCUGGAGUAUUCACGUACACGAACGACGAACGAUUCCAAAUUCUGCACGCGGAAGGCUCCGACGACUGGACACUUCAAAUUAAAUACGUUCAGAAGAGAGACAACGGAUCAUAUGAAUGCCAAGUUUCGAGUAGUGCCGGCUUAGUGUCCCAUUUCGUGAAUUUGCAGAUUGUGGUGCCGGAGGCGACAAUACAGGGCAGUCGGUCCGGAGAGCACCACGUCGAUAUUGGAAGCAUUAUAGACUUAGUCUGCGUCAUUGAAAAGAGCCCAACACCGCCGCAAUACGUAUUUUGGUACCACAACCAGCACAUGAUUAAUUAUGACACCGCCAGAGGUGGCAUCACAGUCGAAACGGUACCAGGACCUCGAACCCAAAGCAGAUUAACCAUACGCGAUACCAAUGAUGCCGACUCCGGAAAUUACACUUGUUCAGCCUCCAACACUGAACCCGCAUCCAUCUAUGUCUUUGUAUCUGAAGGUGACAACGUUGACGCAAUAUUGAUGCGAAAAUCGUGUGCCAUGUGUGUGGCCAGUCAACUUUUUAUAGUCCUAAUAACGUCGUUGACCGCCGCCAUGCGAUAAAGGAAGAAUUAUUAUUGGACGGCAGAAUGUUUUACAGACACUGACGUGUAUAAAAGUGCGAAAAGUGAUAUUUACAUAAACUUUAUUUGUAUACAUUCAAAAACAAUUAUUUUCGAAAUCUAAAUGAAUUUAAAUACCUAAGAAAGUGUUAAAAAUAUAUAAACAUGUGUAUAAAACUUAUCAUUACUGAUGAUGUACUAGCUCUAAGGUUAUAUCUCAAAAUGUAAUAGAAAUAUAUUUAAAAACUUCCAAGCAAAUAUAAAACACGGGUAACCUUCAUUUUUUGUAGGCAUAGGUUCUGUCAGAUACAUAUUGUACUACUAAUUUUACUUCUCACGCAAUUUAAUGUUUAGCGCAUAAAACUUAUCUUGCUGGCGCAGCAUUUAUUGCAAAUACAGAAUCCGGCAAAGAGAAAAGUGAUACGAAACGAUGAAUUUUAAGAGUGUGAUAUAUUUGAAAUUGAAUAGUUGACCCAGAAACUGUAUAAGAGGUUGCCCCAAUUUGCGAAAGUAUCCGCAAUAAAUAUUCUUUAAGAAGCACACGUUUUUUUUCAUAAUAUUGAAUAAAAGAUGUAUCGCAAUCAGCUAACACUUCAGGAUAAAUGUAAUUCCGUAGAUGUAUUUAUUUUUGUAUUUGACCAUUGUAUUUGCUUGGAAUGGACACACACAUCAAUAUGACACUCUGUACAAUAAAAGGUGCAGCGUGACUUGAUAUAUUGUAAGUGUAAUUAAUUAUCAGUGGUGACAAAAAAAUUAAAUGGCACCGCUUUGAUUCUGAAUGAAAUUUUCGACUUACUUAGUGUUUCAGUAACUUUCUUGAAUAAGAGAUGUACAAACACAAAACUGCGUCUCUAUUGCACUAAAUAAUUGUACAUAAUAACUGUCUAUUAUUUAUACAGGGUUAGGUUAAUGUUCUAAAUAAAGUGUAAUAUAAUAACAUAAGAAAAACUAUUUAAAAGAGUUUAAUUUGUUAAAUAUAUAUAUUCUACUAAAGUAAAUUAACACUACGUAUAUCCUAAUUCAAUAUCAAUUCAUUUACAAAAUUGUAACUUAUGAAUAUCUGUUAUUAUCAAAUGUUUAUUCAAACUCUUUUAUUUAGUUUUUACUACAAUUUCUCUUUUCUCUUCCUGAAAAAUCAUCAUCAAAGUCGUAUCAUAGCUGACAGUGUAAUUUUGAUUAAAAUACGUAAUAACAUAAUUUAAUUUAAAAUAGAACAAUGCCAAAUACAUAUUAUAUUUAAUGUGAUUAGCUUUUUUCUAUCACCGCUUUGUGAAAUCUAACGAAUUUGACUUUUUACUCUAAAUUCAUUUAUUUGUUACAUAACAUAAAUAAUUGUUACAUCGAUUUCAUUAAAUUGGACCAAAAAAGAACUAAAAGUCGAAAAUUGUUAAGUUUCACGAUGCUUUACUUUUAUUUAAUAACGUUUUUUACAUUAAUCUGUACAUACUUCCCAGACUUUACAUAAGGUACUCGUAGUUAGUAAUUUGUUAUCAUUUUAAAUUUUAUGAAUCAAUGUAAAAUGUAAACGAAAUGGUAUAAUUAAAAAUCAAAAUUUCAGUU